This is a messenger RNA of Camellia sinensis, 441 nucleotides long. Lineage: Eukaryota; Viridiplantae; Streptophyta; Magnoliopsida; Ericales; Theaceae. The record is from RefSeq and is a predicted model, not a curated record.
AUGAGUUGGAUCUAUUCUCUAUCCAAGUGUGAUUUUGUGGAGGCAUUACUGUUGAAAGCUGUGAUGGUUUCUAAUGAUAUGAAACCCAAUUUAGUUACCUAUAAUGCUCUUAUAGGCUGCCUGUGUAGAUUAAGUAGGAGUGUGAAGGGUGAGUCCUUAAUGAGAGAAAUGGUUGAAUUUGGUGUGAAUCCUAAUAUUGCUACUUGCAAGGCUUUGAUAAAUGGAUUCUGCAAGGAAAGGAAUCUUGAUAAAGCAGAAUCUCUACUUGGUUCAAUUGUUGAAGAAUUUGAAAUUUAUGAUGUCGGGAGUGAUUUCGAAUCAGCUGCACUGAUAUUAGGGAGGGAUGAGAAUUCAAUGGAGUUUAAUCUCAGUGUGAGGACAGAUGGUAAAGGGAAGUUCAAAGCUAUUAAGCUUUCUUCAAGUACAGGGCGAGUAUUUUGA